Messenger RNA from Clavispora lusitaniae ATCC 42720, 630 nucleotides. It is a transcript of the gene CLC1, whose product is annotated as Clc1p. Gene Ontology annotation, biological process: clathrin-dependent endocytosis; intracellular protein transport. The record is from RefSeq and is a predicted model, not a curated record. Gene Ontology annotation, cellular component: clathrin coat of coated pit; clathrin coat of trans-Golgi network vesicle; plasma membrane. Gene Ontology annotation, molecular function: structural molecule activity; clathrin heavy chain binding. NCBI's taxonomy places the organism in Eukaryota, Fungi, Ascomycota, Pichiomycetes, Serinales, Metschnikowiaceae.
AUGGCUGACAAAUAUCCCGAAUUGGAAGUUUCUGCCGACGAGCAAGACGUGCAAGGAGACUUUUUGUCGAGAGAAAAAGAGCUUCUCGGCGACGAAUUCCAGACCGAACAAGACAACGAAGUUUUGGCUGAAAGCGACGACGACAUACAAGAGUUCAAGGAACAGUUUCCGGAAGUGGACAAUUCCAUAGCUGCGGAACCGCAGGAAGAGCUGGAAGACGAUGAAUUCGAAAACUUUGGCUCGGCGCCUCCGGUUUCUCAGGAAUUGGGCGAAUCCGAACCAUUAAAAGAAUGGAGAGAGCGUCGCACGUUGGAAAUCGAGGAGAGAGAAAAGGCCAACAGAAAGAAGAAGGAGGAGAUUGUUGCUGCAGCAAGACAAAGUAUCGAUGAUUUCUACGACAAUUACAACAACAAGAAAGACCAGCACGCAAAAGAUGUAUUGAAGGAAGAAGAGGAAUUCUUGGAGAAGAGAGAUGGUUUUUUGAAAAGAGGAACCUUGUGGGACCGCGUCAACGAGCUUGUCUCUGAGGUGGGCGAGGUUUCGGAUGAUGGACGUGACAAGAGCAGAUUCGACGCCUUGUUGAAAAAGUUGAAGGGCAAGGAAAACGUGCCUGGUGCCGGUGGAUACUAG